AGCCGGAGCCGGAGCCGGAGCCGGAGCCUCAGCCUCUCCUGGAAGCUAGUCCGGAGCGGAGGAAUCUAUUGUUAUUUAUUGUGUGGCUGUUGCAUGCAGCAGCGACACAAGCCCUCGCCUAUGAGUGUGUGCGUGUGUGCGCGCGGGUGUGCACGCGGGUGUGCGCGCGAGGGCGAGCGUACGUGUGUAAAGGACAGAAAACACCUUAGUUUGCACCGAGAGACCGUUUGCAGCGGUAUCCCAAGAGCCUUUUCUGAUCAAUUCCAGUUCCUGAAAAAAAGCAUUUGGCAAUGGUGAAGCUUCCAUGGCUCUGCUGUGAGCUGUGGUAGACCAGGAGUGCAGAGGUGUGAUGCCCAAUAGCAAAAAGGAAUCUAGCUGUGUGUUGCUGUCCAACCGUACUAUGCGUGCCACACAACAGUGAUCCCCGACCUUUUUAUGGCUGUGAGCCACUUUAAAAGUUCAGGGGUAAGAAGUGGCCUUCUGGGGUGGCUGUAACUGAAGAUUGCUUUACAGUAACCUAAAAAGGUUUUUGAGUCAUGAUGCAAGAAUCUGGGCCUGAGACAAAAAGCAAUGGUUCAGCCAUUCCGAAUGGAGCAGGCAGCGGCAACCACUUAUUGGAGUGCGGCAGCUUACGCGAAGGGAGAGCAAACGGCGAGACACCGUCGGGGGAGAUUGGCGCGGCAGAUUUAGCACAUAUCCAGCAGCAGCAGAGACAGGCUCUUCAGGUGGCAAGACAGCUUCUUCUACAACAGCAACAAGUUAGUGGAUUAAAGUCCCCCAAGAGGAAUGACAAACAGCCAGCCCUUCAGGUUCCCGUGUCAGUGGCUAUGAUGACACCUCAAGUUAUCACUCCCCAGCAAAUGCAGCAGAUUCUCCAGCAACAAGUGCUCACCCCCCAGCAGCUCCAGGUCCUGCUUCAGCAACAGCAGGCACUCAUGCUUCAACAGCAGCAGCUUCAAGAGUUUUACAAAAAACAACAGGAACAGUUACAGCUCCAACUUUUACAACAACAACAUGCUGGAAAACAGCCUAAAGAGCCACAGCAACAGCAGGUGGCGGCUACCCAGCAGUUGGCCUUUCAACAACAGCUCUUACAGAUGCAGCAGUUACAGCAGCAACACCUCCUGUCUUUGCAGCGUCAGGGCCUGCUGACCAUUCAGCCCGGACAGCCUGGCCUUCCCCUCCAACCGAUUGCUCAAGGCAUGAUUCCAGCCGAACUGCAGCAGCUCUGGAAAGAAGUGACAAGCUCACAUCCAGCGGAAGAAACCCCAAGCAACAACCAUAGCAGCUUGGAUCUGUCUUCCACAUGUGUCACUACGUCCUCUGCACCUUCCAAGACCUCCUUAAUAAUGAACCCCCACGCCUCCACAAAUGGACAGCUAGCACCGGUCCAUACCCCUAAAAGAGAAAGUUUAUCCCAUGAGGAUCACCCCCAUAGCCACCCACUCUAUGGACAUGGCGUAUGCAAGUGGCCAGGCUGUGAAGCAGUGUGUGAAGAUUUCCAAUCAUUUCUAAAACAUCUCAACAAUGAGCAUGCGCUGGACGAUAGAAGUACAGCUCAAUGUAGAGUACAGAUGCAGGUUGUACAGCAGUUAGAACUCCAGCUUGCAAAAGACAAAGAGCGCCUACAAGCGAUGAUGACCCACCUCCAUGUGAAGUCAACUGAACCCAAAGCCACCCCUCAGCCUUUGAAUCUGGUAUCAAGUGUCACACUCUCCAAAACAGCAUCGGAGGCUUCUCCACAGAGCUUACCUCAUACGCCUACUACCCCCACGACACCCAUCACUCCUGUCACCCAAGGACCUUCUGUCAUCACUACCACCAGCAUGCACAAUGUGGGACCCAUCAGAAGGCGGUACUCAGAUAAAUACAAUGUGCCCAUUUCUUCAGCAGAUAUUGCGCAGAACCAAGAAUUUUAUAAGAACGCAGAAGUUAGACCACCCUUUACGUAUGCAUCUUUAAUUAGGCAGGCUAUUCUUGAAUCUCCAGAAAAGCAACUAACCCUAAAUGAAAUCUAUAACUGGUUCACGCGAAUGUUUGCUUACUUCCGGCGCAAUGCAGCAACGUGGAAGGGUGCCAUUCGCACCAACCUCUCCCUGCAUAAGUGCUUUAUCAGAGUAGAGGAUGAGUUUGGGUCCUUUUGGACUGUUGAUGAUGAAGAGUUUAAACGUGGCCGCCAUAUUCAACGAGGCCGUCCUCGAAAAUACUGCCCUGAUGAAAACUUUGACGAGCUUGUUGCACAUAACCCUUCUCUUAUUAAAAAUAUACAGAGCAGCCACGCCUACUGUACACCUCUCAAUGCUGCUUUACAGGCUUCAAUGGCUGAGAAUAGUAUACCUCUCUACACUACUGCUUCCAUGGGAAAUCCCACUCUGGGCAAUUUAGCCAGUGCUAUGAGGGAAGAGCUGAAUGGUGCGAUGGAGCAUACAAACAGUAAUGAGAGCGACAGUAGCCCAGGCCGUUCCCCUAUGCAAGCAAUGCACCCUGUGCAUGUCAAAGAGGAACCUUUAGAUCCAGACGAGAAUGAAGGUCCACUCUCCUUAGUGACAACAGCCAACCACAGUCCAGAUUUUGAUCACGACAGAGAUUAUGAAGAUGAACCUGUAAAUGAGGACAUGGAGUGAAUGUUUGAUAACCUUACCCUGAGAAAUGAAGAUUGGGAAAAAAGAAAAACAAAAACAAAACACGUCAAAGUCCGCUGUGAAAUCUCUCCAUUAUUGUACAGUCUGGGAGAUUUUCACUCCAUUUUGACAACUCUGAAAUGUGUUAACUCUUAGUGCCAUCAAGUAUCCCAUUUGGGAGUAUUUUUGAUUUUUCUACUUUUUGUUGAAAAAAGGAAUUUGUACUCUGUGCAUUGGAUGGACUUGUUUGGUACUUGGGAUUUUCCUCUCUUACAGUCAAUAUCAGUGUUGUAAAUUUGCUAAACUGAUUCACUUACAUUUAGCAGCAGACUUUGGACUGCAGUCCUGCCAAUCACAGACACUGAGGACGUCAGACUGAGCAUGUUCACCCAAACUGCAGAUCAAGCCUUUGCCCGGAUUUUAAGGAUUCCAAUGGACCACAUAUUUGCACAGUACUUACUGCAUGCUGAUUAUCACUGCCUUUACUCCAUUUUUUUUUUUUUUGCUUCCAUUUGGGAUGGGGAAGACCUCUGUGUGUGUAUUGGGGGGUGGGGUUAAAGAAUAAUUAUCCCAAACUUUUUAAUGUAUUGCUUUUUUUUUUUUUUUUUUUUUUGGCUUCUACUAUACCAUUUUAAGUUCUGACCUCAGGCCUCAAUUUGGGCCCAGGGCCUCUUUGAGGCUUUAAUGUUUUCUGUACUCUGUGAUGAAUGUUAAUAGGUGUUUUUAUUAUACAAAGCUGAAUGUCAUUUUCUUGUUUGUAGUUUUCUGUCAUUCAUUCCAAUUUCCUUCAGAUAGCACCUAUGUUUUCUUUAAAUUCAGAAAACAUUCCGUUUUGGUCUUUGCAAGAAGGUCCCAAAUGCUGCACUCUGCCCCAGUGAAGGUUGUCCAACUCCAAAGGAUGAAAUCCUGCAAGAAUGAGAAUGAAUGACAGACAGACAGAGAAACACUGUAGAAAGCAACGCAGAUUCAUUCCACAAAGCAGUAUUUGGGAAUUUUGUCUUAGGGUUGUUUUCUUGGCAGCCACAGUGAUCAUAAAUGCCACCUCAUCUGUAACAUCACCAGGAUAUUUAGCACCAAUUGAAUUCAGUAGCAGCUAGUAUCAGUCAAUCAAAAAGCAUUUAUCUUGCAAGAGCCUACUAUGUGUCGGGCACUAUGCUAGGCACUGGGGACACAGACAAAUAAGAGUGCAGUGGCAGACACUCCCUUGUUUGACACAAGCUUGGAUGGACCACCAGCUCUCUGAAGUAGUCGUAAGGAUCUGUGUAGGGUACCCACAUGGGUUACUUUGUCUGCAAAGUGGUGAAAAAUGUCACAGACUUCACACAAAAUACCAUUCCUGAAAGUAGUGGUGUGGUAACUUAAUGUAGGCAUCCAUCCAUCCAUUAAGGACUGCUUGGUGGCAUUAAUCUGCUUGAAUGCAAAUUCGAUUUCAGAUUGAACUUGUUAUGGAAAUUGUUAAGGACUGAGCCCAGGAAAUGUUAAAGUGUUAACGAUUCCAAUUGUGCAAAUUCUGUACUACGGUUUUGUUGGUUCUGCAAUAUUUCUAUGCCAACUCGGCUCACACAAUCAGAGUGAGAGAUAUAGCGGCGGUCUCAGGACUGGAGCUUGCCUUUUGGAGCUCAGCGGUUGUCAGCACGCACCAUCGGGAGAGAAAGCUGGAAUUCUCCGUCAGUCCCUUCAGUCACGAAACACCUGAGCAUGUUCAUUCUGCAAUCACCGUUGUCACUCAGUUAUUUAUGUAGGAUGGUAGCUUAUUUUUUAUUUUAGUUUGAAAGCCUUUCAGAGCUUAAUUUAUAUUCUCCUUUGUACUUUUUUUCUAAAAUUACCAAAGAUAUUACACAAAGGUAAAUUAUGUUCUCUGUUAUAUGCUUUAUCUUAUGAAGCCAAAUAUCCUCUUCUUGUUGAUCAAAGGAGGUGAAAGAAUUUAGUGGGAAAUGACAAGAUAUGGGCUAUUGGUCACCUGAGAGAGAACUGCUCCUUUAUUCUAUAAUAAAUUUAGAAGGCCAAGUAGGUAAUGGAACCAAAGUUGUUGCUUUUUUUUUUUUCUUUUUGUGCACCUCUACAGUGACUGAAGCUCACUACUGUAAGGAAAAAUUAUGGGGGCUAUCAAGAAUCAAAGUAGGGAACCAGUAUUAAAGGAACUACAGAAAGGAAGAACUCUCCCAUGACAAAAAAAAAAAAAAAGUGAAUGUAUGUUGCAGAAAAUUAGUGUAUCCAAUAAAGGAGACAGUUAAAUAAAAUUCAGAGAGAACAAGAAAAGCUUCCAUGAUUGAACUGGGACAUAUAAUAGAUUUUUCUCGGGGGAAAAUGUUUGUUUGACAGAUUGUAUGCCACUUUAUUUUUUAAAGGAUUGUGCUCAGAUCACAUCUUGAAUUUUGGUUCAUCUUGGCAUAAUUUCUCAGUUUUUGUUCUUUAGGUUUUGUUCACCAUUUUCUACAAAGAAAUAACACUCCUGUCCACUCAUAAACUUGGUACAAGAAAUAGAAACUUGAUUGGCAGUUACUCUUUGGAGCUCCAUCCACUCUGCUCCCCACCAUACAAAGGGCAGUCUGUGGUCAUUUUAACUUACCCUGAUGUGCGGGCAGUAGCCCGAUGGGAUCAUGAGAAGUGGGCCCUGUGUGUCUAAACUGAGUGGGUUGCUGGCUAGUUCGGUAUUCAAAAGAGGAUAAAAAUCUGGUAGAUUAGUUCAUUCUCAGCAUGUGUAGCUAGACAUGAGUAAAGAGAACAGCAUGAGAAACUGUUAGUUCGCAUACCUCAGUUCAAACCUUUAGGGAAUGAGUAAAAGAAAAAUACAUUGCACUCAGUUGCACUUAGUUGUAUGUCUUGCAUGCUUAGUCUAAAGACUGUAGCAAAAAAUAAAAUAAAAAGAGAGAAAAAUUAGAUUUUACGUCUCUUGCGGGUGUCAUGGCCUCGCAGAAGAACCAACUGAAAAAAAAAAAAUCUCAGGCUUUCUUUCCGUCAAGCAAACUUCACUCUGGUUUUUACAGUUCUGAUUCCGUAUCCCUUUGGGUACCCAGUUGCUUCUUUCGGGUGGGGUUUAUUAUGUUGUACAUAUAUAGCCCGCUGUGUCUGUGUGAGCCUUUGUCUUUUUCGGGGGAGGGCGGAGGGAGGUUCAUUUUUUAGAUAUUGUUCCUAAAAAGGAAUAAAUGCAUACACCUGUUUGUCAAAACACCUUUCUUUUUUUUGUGCAACUGCUUUAUAUUAACUAUACUAAAAAUAGCUUUGGAAAAAAAAAACCUACUGUAUGUAAUGGGAUUGCAGAGUGUGCUGCACAUGUAUUUCAUUUAGUUAUCCUUGCUUUAAGAAUAUUGGAUGACAUUUCCUGACAUGUGGGAGAAAAGCCCUGACCCUUUUUUUUUUUUUUUUGGCUUUUAAAUUGUAACAUAGUUGACAGAUUUUGUUUUGUGUUUUUUUUUUCCUGUUAUCAUUGAUUGAAGCAUUUUGUACAGUUGUGGUUUUUUUUUUGUGUGUUAAGCUGGUUUUUUUGAUACUCCCCGCCCCCCUUGUGUUAUUCUACCACUGACAUUUCUGGCUGUCUUCAAUGAGUUCCUAACAUUUGAAAAGGAAAAAAAAAUGUUGUUGAAAAUGUUUUCUCCUGCUGCAGUAAAUAUUUUGCAUGAUGAAAGUCCAGGGUCACACUUUCAAAGUUUAUCAGUGAAGUAGUGAUUAUUAAUGGGGAGUGUCAAAAUAUUGAACUUUUUGUAUAAAAAAAAAAACUUUACAAGGUGCCAAGAUGUAAAGACAAUUUGUUACAUGUUUUUUUUCUCAAAGAAAAGCGUACAUUAUGAAAGUAGUACCAUGUAUCAGGUAAACACGCUGUCAGGAAUGAGGGUCCAGCCUUCCUUGUCCCCAGAGUUUGUAAAUGUGAAACCUGUUUGGUUUCUGCAUUUGACUAGCAGAAAAAUGACCUAUCAAGGCUUAUGUAGAAUAAUUGUGUCUACCAAGCUGGCUGUCACUUUUUUGAUGCUGACAUAGGAUGGUUCUUACCUAAUUCCCAAUGCUCUGUCUCAGAACUGCUAUGGGAUACCUCAGAUUUUCAAUCUACAACUACUGUGUAAAUCACUAGAUAUUUUAUCCAAAAAAAAAAAAACCUUUUUUAAGGGGGGGAGGGGGAGAAGCCUUGAGAAUUCUUGUAGUUUUCAGAUUACAGGUGAGCCCCGUUUCUUAAGAACACAAAGACUGUGCAUAGAAUGGUUUUAAAUCUCUUUGGUACCUUUUAGUUAAUAACUUACACCGAGUUUUGGGGAUGUUUAGAAAAGAGUUUUAGCUUUCUUAUCUCAAGGAUCAAAUUGACAGCUCCAGUGACAUUUCAUGGGCCUGCCAUAGUUUAUGAAAUAUCUGCUACACAUAAGCCUUGAUGAAAAUGGUACAGUCUAGACUGUUAGCAUGGUGCUGUGUGUGUAUGUGCUGCCAGUAACGAGAUUUUUUUUGAUAAGGCAUAAAAGAAACUCAUUCCUUACAUCAACUGUAAUUCCAUCAUUCCAUGUCUGUUGAUACAGACAAUAAAAAAAAAAUGUUGUGUAGUCAGUACUAAUUACUGACAUUAUAGCAUUCUCAAAUGCAAUAAAAAUGCUGGUUGUUCACA
Messenger RNA from Vombatus ursinus (common wombat), 7206 nucleotides. It is a transcript of the gene FOXP1, whose product is annotated as forkhead box P1. Bases 537 to 2624 code for a protein of 695 amino acids. Gene Ontology annotation, cellular component: nucleus. Lineage: Eukaryota; Metazoa; Chordata; Mammalia; Diprotodontia; Vombatidae. The transcript has 21 exons. The record is from RefSeq and is a predicted model, not a curated record. Gene Ontology annotation, molecular function: DNA-binding transcription repressor activity, RNA polymerase II-specific; RNA polymerase II cis-regulatory region sequence-specific DNA binding. Gene Ontology annotation, biological process: regulation of transcription by RNA polymerase II.